AUGGUGAAUGCAGCAAGUGGAGGAGGGCUAGUGAAUAAGACUCCAGGAGAUGCAACUAGGCUGAUUGCAGAGCUAGCAGAAAAUUCUAGGCAAUUCAGUCAGAGAACUCCCACGCGCCGGGUGAAUGCAGCAAAUUCAAAUACGUCUGAGUUAGAAAGUCAAGUAGCUGAUUUGACUUCUAUGAUGCGUGAGUUCAUGGUGAACUCAAGGAAUCCGCAGCAACUGAAUGCUUGUGGUAUAUGCACCUCCAUGGGACAUCCCACUGAUGCAUGUCCUCAAUUACAAGAGGAGCAGAAUGAGCAAGCAAAUGCAAUGGGUUUCCAAGGGCAAGGUCCUCAGAGAAGAUAUGAUCCCUAUUCAAAUACAUACAAUCCAGAAUGGAGGGAUCAUCCAAAUUUGAGAUAUGGGAACUCCCAAGGGAACCAACAACAACAAAAUGCUCAAGGCCAGCAACAGUAUCAGCAAUAUAGGGCACCAUUACCCAAAACUCAAGGCCAAAGCUCAAAUUCGAAUAAUAUGUCAACUGAAGAAAUGAUUAGAUCAUUAACUUCUAAUGUUUCUACUAUGCAGCAAAAUAUGGUGCAAUUUCAGCAAGAAACCAGAUCAAGUAUUCAAAACCUAGAGAAUCAAUUUAGUCAAAUCUCUAGUGCAGUAAGCCGACUUGAAGCUAAGGACUCUGGAAAGCUUCCAUCUCAAACGGAGCUGAAUCCUAAGCAACAGGUCAAUGCAAUAACAUUGAGAAAUGGCAAAGAGUUGCAAGAAACUGCAGUUGCAACUAAGAGGGCUAAAGACUUGAUUGGAACUGAAGAGCAAGAAGUAGAACAUGAAGCUGUGGCGAACCCACCAACUUUUCCCUCUUAUGAACCCACACCACCUUUCCCUGAAGCCUUGCAAGAUACUCGAAGGUAUGAGAAAGACAAGGAUAUUUAUGAGACUUUUAGCAAAUGUGAGGUAUAUAUUCCCCUCUUGAAUGUGAUUAAAAGUAUUCCUCGUUUUGCUAAGUUUAUGAAAGAACUGUGUACUAUCAAGAGAAAGCAUAGGUUGGGAGGAAAAGAGAAGGUAAAGGUGAGUGCUCAUGUUUCUGCGGUUUUCCAAAAGAAAAUCCCAGAAAAAUGUGGUGAUCCUGUGAUUCAGUUAGCGGAUAGGUCUAAUGUGUAUCCUAAGGGGGUGGUGAAAGAUGUGUUGGUUAAGGUUGAUGGUUUGAUUUUUCCUGCUGACUUUUAUGUGCUUGACAUGGAACAUGACAAACAAGCAGUCCCCAUCUUGUUAGGAAGACCUUUCUUGAAGACUGCUAAAACAAAAAUCGAUGUGUCUACCGGUUCCUUGACUAUGGAGGUUGAUGGGAAAGCAAUUGGGUAUAACAUUUAUGAUUCCAUAAAGUAUCCUGUCAACACUCAUUCUUUAUGUUCUCUUAAUGUUGUCGAUCCAAUGGUGCAUGAUGUUCCUAACAAUGAUCGUGGGGAUGAGUUCCUCACACCUAUAACUAAUGUUGUAUCUGGUGAUUGCUUGGAUUUCUCUAUGCCUACUAAUGUGCAGGUGAAGGUGGGGGAAUUGAAUGAACAUUCCAAGCUUCCACCUAUACCACCAGGUUCAACAAUCGGCCCGUCCGCAAUUCCGGGCAAGAAAUUGUCCCAUUUAUACCACAAAGCAAAGAAUAGGUUGUGGCAUGACAAGAUGAUUGCUAGGAAGGAGUUCAAAGUCGGUGACAAAGUGGAGGCCUCGGGAGCAUCUUUUAUGCCCGAAACACAGCAAAAACAAGCUGAAACAGAGCCAAAGGGGACAUUCCCUGCUGAAGCCGCUGGCAGCUGCUCUGCAGCCGCUACCAGCGGGUCUUCAGGCAGGCCAAAAAUCCCAGGCUCUGUCCCAGCCGCUGAUUUUCCAUUUUCUCUUGAUUUCAAGUUUGACAUUGAGUUGGUUGUGCAGUUGUGCAAGUUGAAUUUCUCGUAA
This is a messenger RNA of Chenopodium quinoa (quinoa), 1947 nucleotides long. RefSeq lists its product as uncharacterized. The record is from RefSeq and is a predicted model, not a curated record. NCBI's taxonomy places the organism in Eukaryota, Viridiplantae, Streptophyta, Magnoliopsida, Caryophyllales, Amaranthaceae. Bases 1 to 1947 code for a protein of 648 amino acids. The transcript is spliced from 4 exons.